AUGCGUCACCAGCUUUCUUCAAUAUUUGAGUCAUCUGGUGAAGGAAAGUUUGAUCCACAUCUUCCAUUUGGACAAUUUGCAAAUUUCUUCCCACCAGGUCUUGGAAAUCCUGGAAAUCUAUGCUAUUUGAAUUCAUUAAUUCAAACAUUUGCAUCUUCAGUCCAAUGGCGCAAUUUUUUUGAAAAAUGUCCGAAAACAAAUCCGAUUUUAGCUGAAAUUAAUGAGAUUUUAAAUAGUUUAUCUCGUCCAUUAAAUGGUAAUACAAUUAUUUCAACGAAAUCUCUUAGAAAGCAACUUCAAAAGGCAGGGUUAACUAUAGAUCCUACAAUUCAGACUGAUAUUCACGAAUUUUAUACUUUAUUUAUUGAAAUUAUCGAAAAUCAACUUAUGCAAAAACUAACAUCACCAACCAGCGCAUUUGCAACACGUAGAAUAUUCCCUACACAUUGUAUUUACGAAGAAACCAUUACAUGUCCGAUUUGCAAUUCAUCAACUUCACGUAUUGACCAGACGUCAACAUUUAUCUUAGAUGUAACGUCUGGAUCAUUGAAUAAUGCGCUCCAAGAAUACUUUGGCCCAAUUACAAUUCAAUCUAAGUGUACUCACUGUAAUCGAAUGACAGACAGGAAAUUAAGGCGAUCAAUCCUAUUUUUACCAAGGUCAAUAUUAUUCUUUUUGACUAGAAAUGUAGGAAUUGGUCGACCAAUUAACCAAGAAUUUGAAUUUCCAGAAUGGCUAGAUAUUACAAACUACUCACUUGUUCCUUUAGAAGAAGUUAAGGAAGAAGUACCUUUGAUGCGUGGAAGCCUUUCAGGAAUAAGUGAAAUACAAGAUGAAACUUCAGGUUUCCGUUUAACAUCUGUUUCUGCCUUCCUUGGUUCAGAUAAUGCAGGUCAUUACUUCACUUAUAGACAGCAUUUUGAAGAAGGAGGUCUUCGAAUGAGAAGAUGGGUUAAAUGCAGUGAUUCCACAGUUACUGUUGUUCCACGCAGUGAAGUUUUCGCUGCUAAGCGUAAUUCUAUCCUUCUUCAUUACGAACUCGUUCAUUAA
This is a messenger RNA of Trichomonas vaginalis G3, 1050 nucleotides long. RefSeq names its product ubiquitinyl hydrolase protein. Gene Ontology annotation, biological process: protein deubiquitination. The coding region runs from base 1 to 1050 and encodes 349 amino acids. Gene Ontology annotation, molecular function: cysteine-type endopeptidase activity; cysteine-type deubiquitinase activity. NCBI's taxonomy places the organism in Eukaryota, Parabasalia, Trichomonadida, Trichomonadidae. The transcript has a single exon. The record is from RefSeq and is a predicted model, not a curated record. Gene Ontology annotation, cellular component: nucleus; cytosol.